Messenger RNA from Belonocnema kinseyi, 6516 nucleotides. RefSeq names its product homeodomain-interacting protein kinase 2 (gene Hipk). Gene Ontology annotation, cellular component: nucleus; cytoplasm. The record is from RefSeq and is a predicted model, not a curated record. Lineage: Eukaryota; Metazoa; Arthropoda; Insecta; Hymenoptera; Cynipidae. The transcript is spliced from 18 exons. The coding region runs from base 58 to 4530 and encodes 1490 amino acids. Gene Ontology annotation, molecular function: protein serine/threonine kinase activity; ATP binding; protein tyrosine kinase activity. Gene Ontology annotation, biological process: peptidyl-serine phosphorylation; peptidyl-threonine phosphorylation.
UUUGUUUAUUGUGCUCUCUGGCAGUGCCAGUCCCAGUCCCAUUUCUGCUUUCGCAAAAUGAAGACCAUGGAGGAAAUUUUAGUUGUAGUCGCCGAGUGUAGCAAUGAUUUGCAAGGAACAUUGCAUAGUGAUGAUAUUAGUCGGGUGUGCAGCGAUCCAAAUAGUGAAAACAAGGUGUAUAAUUGUAACCCAAGUGUUAGCACAUCGUACAAUGAAGGUGUCGACAAUAGAAAUCAUUUUAUAGUGCCAGCAAAUUCUACUUUUCUUUCUAAUCAGUUCGACGGAAUGUGUGACAUGUUCAUCCAAACUCAACAGACGAGCAGCGUCAACAGCAGCAGCGGUAACAACAUCGCUCUUCACCACAGCAAGAAGCGUAAGUUGGAUUACAACGUGAGCCAGCCGGUCAUCCAACACGCCUUGGUCCAAUCGACCAGCGACUACCAAUUGGACAAUAAUCCUGGUUUGCAACGGUACUCCGUCAGCGGUACCAACGCCGCUUUCAACUCGCUGCACAAUAAUGCGCUGCAGAAGAGUAGUCCCAUCCAACAAUCCUUGGUGCGCACCUCUACGAUCAAACUCCUAGAUUCGUACCAACAACGUUGUGGCCAAAAGAGAAAAUCUUGGUCGAGGGAGGGUAAUGGUGAAGACUUGGCGGUUCACACCGCCAACGCGAACAACACAGGAAACACUGUAGUCUCUCAACACCUUGCCCAACAACAACCGCAACAGCAACAGCUGCAGCAGCAACAACCGCAGCAGCAACAACAGCAGCACAAGCAACCGAGCACAAUGACGUCACAUAAUAAACAAGUAACAAAUACGGGGAAUGGCGGAGGAGGAAGCAAUCCCCAGGGAGAUGGGGAUUAUCAACUGGUGCAGCACGAGGUUCUCUAUUCCAUGACCAACCAGUACGAAGUCCUCGAAUUCCUUGGUAGAGGCACGUUUGGCCAAGUCGUGAAGUGUUGGAAAAAAGGAACAAAUGAGAUCGUAGCAAUCAAAAUUCUAAAAAAUCAUCCUUCCUAUGCGCGCCAAGGUCAAAUUGAGGUCUCCAUCCUGUCGCGACUCAGUCAGGAAAAUGCGGAUGAGUUCAACUUUGUGCGCGCGUACGAAUGUUUUCAGCACAAGUCGCACACUUGUUUGGUAUUCGAGAUGUUGGAGCAAAAUCUUUAUGAUUUUCUCAAGCAGAACAAAUUUUCCCCUCUACCACUUAAGUACAUCAGGCCGAUUCUCCAACAAGUUCUCACAGCAUUGCUCAAGCUCAAGCAAUUGGGCUUGAUUCACGCCGAUCUGAAGCCGGAAAAUAUCAUGUUGGUGGACCCCGUGAGGCAGCCCUAUCGCGUGAAAGUAAUUGACUUUGGCUCUGCCUCGCAUGUUUCGAAGGCCAUUUGCAAUACUUACCUGCAGUCGCGAUAUUACCGCGCGCCCGAAAUCAUUCUUGGACUUCCAUUUUGCGAAGCGAUAGACAUGUGGUCACUCGGUUGUGUCGUUGCCGAAUUGUUUUUGGGCUGGCCUCUCUAUCCGGGCAGUUCCGAGUAUGAUCAGAUUCGGUACAUCAGUCAAACGCAGGGCCUACCAACGGAACACAUGCUGACCAACGCCAGCAAAACUACCAAAUUCUUCUACCGGGACCAGGAAAGCACCUAUCCGUUCUGGAGAUUAAAAACGCCAGAAGAGCACGAGGCCGAGACGGGAAUAAAAUCGAAGGAGGCGAGAAAAUACAUCUUCAAUUGUCUGGACGAUAUUGGUCAGGUGAAUGUGCCGACCGAUUUGGAAGGUGGUGAACUUUUGGCAGAAAAGGCUGAUCGGAGAGAGUUUAUUGACCUCCUGAAGAGGAUGCUCACCAUGGACCAGGAGCGCCGAAUAACACCCGGGGAGGCAUUGAACCACGCGUUUGUGACGCUAGCCCACUUGAUGGAUUACGCCCACUGCAACAAUGUGAAGGCUUCCGUCCAAAUGAUGGAAGUUUGUCGACGCGCUGGCGACUUUGCUGCUGCUCCAGCGCAUCAUCAGGCUCCACCAGCUCCACAGCCUCCACCUCCGACUUCUCUGGUUGCGAAUUUUGUACCGACAACCAAUGGCAGUGCCGUCACUCUCACCUUCAACAACCAGUUGACCAAUCAGGUCCAGAGACUUGUUCGGGAGCACCGUACUGCGCAGACUGGAUACGACAAUCUGUAUCAGAUAUAUAGUAACAGUAGUCGUAGAGCCACGCAGUACAGUGGUUCCUCCUCUGGAUCAAAUGGGGGAAGGACAGGAGUUCACGAUUUCCCUCAUCAGUUGGUUUCGGGAAUUCUUUGUCCACCUCCUGGUUACCAAACGAUGCCGAGUCCUGCAAAGCACGUUGUUGUCGCUCAGCCACCACAGUCACAACAGGCGCCUUUGCAAAUCCAACCCUCUAUUAUUUCCCAACAAGCGGUUGCCGCCGCGGCAGCUGCUGCUCAACAACAAUACGCAGCGGUACCGGUUUCUAUGGUAGAAUCUGGUCGACAAAUGUUACUAACUAAUGCUGUGCAAACCUCUUGGCCUGGCGGGAGCCGGCAAAUGGCAGCAAUUGUGCCUUCGUGGCAACAGUUACCACCUCAACACGCGACAAUUCAACAGCCACUUCUCAGUGAUGCUGGCGACUGGGGCAGGCCUCUUAUCGUCGACAGUUCUGCCAUUCUACAGGAUCAGCGGCCAGUGUUCCCCGUUACGGAAGUCUACAACGCUAGUACGUUAGUUGAGCAUCCGUCACAAAAUUGGGGUAAGCGUAGUGUGACGAAGCAUCAUCAGCAUCAUCUGGCUGUGCCGCAACAGUCGCAGCACAGACAUGAGCAUAAAAAGGAGACGCAACAAUUGAGUCCUGUGAAGAAGAGAGUGAAGGAGAGCACUCCUCCGAGCAGCAGCAGCAGUAGUAGUAACAUGAGGCGCCACUCGCCAACGAAUAAUGGUCAUUGGCAGCAGCAGCAUCUGCAGCAGCAACAACAGCAGCAACAGCAGCAGCAACAACAGCAGCUGCAGCAACAGCAGCCACUCUCGCAAUCGCACCAUCAUUCCGUUGGAAAACACACGAGCAAUCACACUAGUAGUCAUGCGAGCAAUCACACGACGACCAAUCACACGAUCGGUGCUCACACUACGGAACAUCCUCAAGUGUCCUAUGCCAGGCAACAAACGAUCACGAUUCAUGACACUCCUUCGCCUGCUGUCUCUGUCAUCACGAUCAGCGACAGCGAAGACGAAUCUCCUGGUAAAUGCUGCGGAGAUCGGCAGUGCGGAGCUUGUCAAGGUUUGGCACCUCGCCUCUCUGGCGAUGGACGACCUGUCCGUGAGGAAGUCAUUCGAAGUACACAGUCGACACCAAGAAUUGUACAACAGAGCAGCACUCAGCCGAUUCAUUCGACGAGUCAUUUGCAUAUCAGCGGCCACAGCAAUUCGCACUCUUCGUCGUCGCAACGAGCGCAGCGUAAAAAUGUCAUCAGUUGUGUCACAGUGAGAGACAGUGAUGGAGAAAAUAGUCCAGGUCGAGCCAAUGCUCACUUGUAUCAGCACUUGCCUCAGCAUCAUCAUCAGCAGUCAACACAGCACAUCAAACAUGAGCCUCAACCACAACACCACAUUAGUUCUGGCUAUUCAUCCUCGCAAUCGCAGAAGAAGCGUCUGUUGGCGAAAGUGCAGUCUGAGUGCAAUAUGCUAAAUGUAGCAACAAAGCCAGAACCUGGUGUUGAGUACAUUGCUCCUCAUCCUUGUCACGCGCCUGCUUGCAAAGAACCACCGACCUAUCAGGAUGACGCCUAUGAUAUGCAUGACUACUUCUUGCAGUAUGUGACGACGAGUAGCGCUCAUCCUCAUCUGCAGGAACAGCAUAUUGUUUAUACGACCGGGGCCGACAAGCGAGUCUCGUGGCCUACUAAGCGAGCCGAAUAUAAACACGAAUACGUGCAGCCACCGGUCGCCCAUUCACGGGAACACCAGAAAUGGGCAGUGGCCAAUUCAGUGCAUCAGUACAGGCAGAGCCAGGUGGUGGGUUCAACGGGCCAUCCGAGCCACAGUCACAGUCAUAGCCACAGUCACAGUCAUCACGGGCAUCCGGCCCAUCUGAGUCCCGGGGGUGGAGGUGGAGGCCGAAGUCCCACAGGCGGGCCAGUGGUUGGGAGCACCCAACAUCUGGGUCAACCCUUGUACCAAGAGUACACGACUCAUGUCCGCCCCAGGGCCCAUCCUGUGCCUCCCCCCGUAUACGUAACUGCUGCCCCUUCACAGGCUCCAUCUGCUAUCCAGCAGCAACAAGUGCCCACCUACCAGGGAUUUACACCCGGGUGGGUACCUAGACACCUAGUUGAUGCAUGCAUCUCGUCUCCCUUAACGUUGUAUGAUUCUAGUCGUGCAUUACCACCUCCCGCACACCAUAGCUCGGCCAGACCCUUACUGGCCAGCCACGCGGCACAUCCGCUGCCCGCGCACAUGCAACCAACCGCAGUCUACGGUUUGGCCCCUCUCUCGCCCGCCAAACAGCACUACCAACCCUCCGGUCUCUGGUUCACCGAGUAGACCCGAAUAAACCCGAACUACUCCGAAACCUGCGGAAAAAGCGAUUUUAUCAAUUACUAGUGUUCGAUCGAUUCGAGCCCAGACCCGAGCUCAUUAUGACAGAAUUUGCAAUUGCGCGAAUCAAAGAAACACUCUCGAGUCUCCCCUUUACAUUAUCUAUUUAUCCAUCUAUCAUCUUUGAAAGUAGCUUUUCACGACCAGGGAGGAUUUAUCCAAAACAUUAACUCGAAAAGAUUAAUCCGUCCUAUGCAACGACGAUCCCACUUGGAGACUUUUAUGAAAAUUUCAACAUUUCAAUCACGGAUCUUAAUUCUAGAGUUGCUUCUUUGCUUCCCGCGGUUGUAGAUAAACAAAAAAUACAAAAACGAGGGAGACAUUGAUCGCCUAGUCAAGCCAGAUUCUACAACAAACAUGACGUUCUUGAGCCAAACAAAAAAAACGAGAGAGAGAGAGAGAGAGAGAGAGUUUUAAUUUACGAGAAUCGAACUUGACAAGGAUUGAUUGAAUAUUCAUCGCGACAAUGAUGACACGACAAAAGAAGUUUAAUUUCUGAUAAAGACGUUGGGUGCGUGUAUCACACACAUAUAUGUUGUUUUUAAUAUUCGUUAACGGAAUCUUGACCACUUAAGUUUGGCAGGAUUGUUUGGCCGUUUAAGAAUUUUUGCGGAUUUACGUUCUAGGCAGUCUGAAUUUAAGUUUCAGCAGUCUGGAUUUAAGUUGAGCAGUCAGGUAUAUUAGUGCUUUAGUUUGUAAGUCUUUUAUAACACGUUUUUCCGUUUAUUUCACGUGGGAAACUAACGUAUAUAUUUUUUUUUUAGUGAAGGCGCGCGCGUUUAGCAAAGUAUUAGCGAUUUUAACGAUUCCUUCGUUCCUUGGCAGACCAGGAAAAAGAAAAAUAUUCUAUUGUACAAACAAAAAAACAACCCUUAAGACUUAAGACGACCCUAGUUUUGAGAGUCAUACUUGGUAAACUAUUUGGUGUGACACAUUUAUUUAUUACUACUCUCAUCCGCACUCAUUCAAAGUUUGGCCGAGUGAUCAGAGUUUUCUUUGAAAUUUUCCCUCGCGAAUUAUUUCAACUCUCUAGAAUCUAGAUUUGAGAAUCUAGAAUCUGAUCAUCUUGACCCUCAUCAUUAUAUAUUAGGUUUGUUACUACUCUCGUUAUGAUAUUUCUUGUAAAUAUAGAAAGAAAGAAAGAAAGAACGAAAAAAAGUGAUGCACUUUUUAUGCCUUUAUCUCGUGCGACUAACUCUAGUAAGAACCAAUUGACUCGACCAAUCAAUCCCACAGAAGUUUGCUCUGUACAGUCUAGAUUCUCAUAAUUUUCGCGAGGCGUCGAUGAUCCGGCGUCUUCGAAGAAUUAUUUACAAAUAAUAAAUAAUUAAAAUUAGUUGCUUGAAGCUUUCGACAUCACACGGCGCGAUUAGUUUACGAUUUUCAAUUUACUUUCCACGGAAGUAAAACCUUCACUAGGUUAGAUUUAAUCGCUGAAUAAUUGAUUAAAUAUUUAAAUAAUUUUCCCAUGUUGCAACGAAGAUUCGUAUCUGUACAUAGAUCUAUUUUUUCUUUUUUUUUUUGGGUGAUUUUUAAAGAUUCUUUUUCUUCGAAUCACGUUCUUCCUCACCGAUUCCGAGCACUUAGGAUAUUCAUUUGUACAUAGUUUGUUUUUUUUCGUCUUCGAGAAUCGAUUUUCAUUCUCGUUUUCUUAUCUUCUUCUUCUUCUUCUUCUUCUUGAUCUUUUUGUCGAUGGUUUGCAAGCGCAUCGAUUGAAAACUUUUAAACGGAAUGACGCUUAGACAUUGUUUUUCUGAAUAUUUGAAAUAUAUGGAUGAUAUAUAUUAAACAAUAACGUGAAAUUGAAUUCAGAAUUAUGGAGAGAGUGCGUUUUGUGUAUAAAAUUAUUGUAAGACAUUACAAAGUUUUAGAUACGUUAACGUGGUAAAUUUGUCCUCUGGGGAAUGAUACAAUUUUACUUGAUACAAUAAA